Messenger RNA from Vicia faba (fava bean), 528 nucleotides. NCBI's taxonomy places the organism in Eukaryota, Viridiplantae, Streptophyta, Magnoliopsida, Fabales, Fabaceae. The record is from the annotation of a GenBank genome assembly.
AUGGCCACCGUACAACUCGAACCCUUCUCCCUUAUUCGCUCUUCCCAACACCCACGCACACUCGCUUCCUCCCUCUCCUGUCGUCCGAUCACUGCUAGGUUUCCUCCCUACACCGCCCUCAAGCUACGACCACUCACCGCCACUAGUUUGCGGAGUCAAUUCGUUCCUCGCGGCGGAAGAGUCCUGUGCGUGGCUCGAGAUACUGCUGUUGAAGUGGCUUCUAUUACUGAUGAAAAUUGGCAAUCCCUCGUAAUCGAAUCCGAAACUCCAGUGUUAGUUGAAUUCUGGGCUCCAUGGUGUGGUCCCUGCCGAAUGAUGCAUCCCAUAAUUGACGAGCUGGCAAAGGAAUACGUAGGUAAGUUCAAGUGUUACAAACUCAAUACUGAUGAGAGUCCUUCAACUGCUACUCGCUAUGGGAUUCGAAGUAUUCCAACUGUCAUCUUCUUCAAGGAUGGCGAAAAGAAAGAUGCAAUUAUCGGUGCUGUACCUAAGGCAUCAUUGAUCACAAAUAUAGAAAAAUUCCUGUGA